AUGCGUCUGUCGUGGGCACUCGCCCUCUGCGCCGUCGUCGGCGUCGACGCCAACCUCUUCUUCCGCCGCCAGGGUAAUCAAAUCCCGGAGCAGUCCGGGGGCCAGGCGGCCAACCCGGCGGCGUCGAGGGUGUCGACCGUCGUCGUCGUCGCCACGGCCACGUCCUCGUUGGCCGUCGCCAGCAGCUCCUCGGCGGCGGUGGCAUCGUCGAGCUCGGCCGCGGCCUCGCCCGGCGGCGACACGACCGUCACCGUCACGUCGACCGUCACCGACUCGUCCGUCAGCACCAUCACCGUCUUCUCCACCACCUUCACCACCAUCACGACCAACAUCCUCGUCACGUCGACCGUCUUCGGCACCACGACCGUCACCAGCAGCGACCAGGCGACGGCGACCAAGACGCUGUACGAGACGUCGACGCAAUGGGUCGACAAGCGCAAGCGCAGGCGAGGAAUCGACGGAGACAUCGCCCCGCGAACCGCCGACCCGCCUGCCGAGGCUCCGACGGCCGCCUCGACGACGACGGCGGCAGGGAGGAGGCCGCAGCCGCGCGCCAGGCUCUUUAAGCGUGCCACCAUCACCAGGGUCGUCACCGUGACGGUCGGAGGUGCCGCCGGCGCCACCACCGUCACCAGCAACGUCGUCAACACCGUCUUCUCCACCAAGACGGAGGUCACCACCUCCACCUCGAUGCUCACCGAGACGGAGCAGGCCAACGCCAAGACGACCGUCACCGUCACGAGCACGCUGGUCGUCACCUCGACGAGGGUGGCCACGGGCGUGCUCAGCACGGCAACCUCGUCCGGCACGCCCAGCGGCGACGACAGUGGCGGCGGCCUGUCGACGGGCGCCAAGGCAGGCAUCGGCGUCGGCGCCGCCCUCGGCGGCAUCGCCAUCAUCGCCUUCGUCGUCUUCCUCUGCCUCCGGCGGCGGCGCAAGCCGAAGCCGGACCACGACGACUUCAUGGGCGCCUCCGAGGUGCCCGUCGGACCCUCGAGCGCCGCCGGCGCGGCGGCCAUGUCCGAGGCCUCGCCCGCCGGCGCCUACCUCUCCCCCUCGCGCAGCCCCGUCGGGUCCGGAAACAUGGCCGAGGGCUACCGCGGCACCGCCCUGGCCGACGGCCGCGCCGGCUACGCCAAGCCCGACCUGUCGCCGCAGAAGACGGGGCAGAGCCUCGGGCCCGAGGAUUCCCUGCCGCGCCACCCGACGCCCGGCGACUCGUCCGUCGUGAGCCCCGUGACCAUGAACACGGCCGAGCUGAGCAGCGACCGGGCGGCGGCGGGCACGGCCGAGCUCGCCAGCGACGCCGGGGCGGCCGGGGCGGCGGCUGGCACGGCCGAGCUGGGCAGCGACAACGCCGCGGCCGAGCGGUGGCACAACGCGAACGCGGCCGAGAUCGACAGCCACGCCGUCAUGAGCCACCAGAGCGGCCCCGUCUACGAGAUGCCGACGCAAAACUACCGGUGA
Drechmeria coniospora is the source of this 1467-nucleotide messenger RNA. RefSeq lists its product as uncharacterized. The record is from RefSeq and is a predicted model, not a curated record. The transcript has a single exon. Bases 1 to 1467 code for a protein of 488 amino acids. Lineage: Eukaryota; Fungi; Ascomycota; Sordariomycetes; Hypocreales; Ophiocordycipitaceae.